Vitrella brassicaformis is the source of this 2431-nucleotide messenger RNA. The record is from the annotation of a GenBank genome assembly. Lineage: Eukaryota; Vitrellaceae.
GUGCAUACUUACAUAUUUUGCGGUCAAAUCACUCAACCAGCAAUUGUUUGCAUGGUCCAAUAACACAUGCAAACACGCACUGACGCCCCCACACCCAUAUGUUCAGUCACACCACACCUCGACAAGACACACCACACCGGGUGGGGCGCGUCAGGCAUCCAUCCACACACCCAUACACACACACAUACACACACAUGUCAAUCAGCCAUCAACCAUCGACGCACACGUCACACCGCCCCCCCCCCUCCCUCCCCUCCGCCUCAGUAGCUACCUCCGGUGCAAUCCAAUCACCUGACUCGCACACUCACUGUGUGUCGAUCUGCAUCAUUCUAUCCUCAUCCUGGUGCUGCUGCUGUCCGUCGGGUGUGCGCGAGCGGAUCUGCUCGCGGCACUGCAAAGCCUCCUGCAGGGCGGCCAACACACCCUGCACACACACACACACACACAGAGAGAGAGAGAGAGAGGGGUCCUCCUUGGUGUGUGCGUGUGGCUUUCUUUGUACGUUUUUGGUUGGCUGCUCGGGGGCGAACGAGUAACGGGGCGGCAUCUCUUCGUCACCACCACUCAUGGCGUUGCUACCUGCAUCCAUUCAUCCAUCCAUCCAUCCGUCCAUCCAUGGAACAUAGGAUCUUCAUUGUGUCUUGUGUUGUGUUGUGUUGUGUUGUGUGCUCACUAUUCUGCGCCGGCGCCAUUAUGGCCACUACGGAGAAGCAUGACCCAUCGCUGUCCCAGCUAAGCUCUGUGUCGUGUCCAUAACAUCCACCCAUGGGCACCUCUUGCUCUCCUCACCCACCCACACACCUGUGUGUGGCUGCUGCUGCUGGUGGUGGUGGUGGUUGUGUGUGUGGUCUUCCUGGUCGACCUCGUGCAGCAGCUUGAGGAAAUACGACGCCACCGAGGCCAUCUCACCCCUGCAGCACACAUCACACCACACCCACAGGCGCAUAUAUGGGUGGGUGAUCUGAUCUCUUUGGGCGAAGUUCGUUCGUCCUCACUCUGUCAGUGUCAGUGGCUUGAGCGAUGGCGCUGUGCACACACACGGACACACAGAGUCGCGUCCUUGCCCCUGGGAAGGAAGGUCUUUCGCGUAUCGAUCUGUCGUGUGUGUGUGUGUGUGUGUGUCUACCCUGGUCCUUGCCAAUGCGGUCACAGGCGGAACCUUCACACACACACACACACACACAGACACAGGCCGGGAGGGUGUGUGAGUGGAGAAGCCAAUAUAAUAUGCGGCACUUGUACGUGUCGAUUUGCGAGGCCUCUUUGGCUUGGUGGACGCGCCCUUCUGCCACACACACACACUCGUAGACAUCACAGCACCACAUAGCUAUAAGUAGCGUAUGGACCUUUUACCUGCUGUGCCUUCGGUUUGGAACCGCUCUUCUGCUUCUGCUUCUUCUUGGCGAUGCCGCUCUUGCGCGCCACCGAACGCUCCCCACUGCACACACCCACGCAUUGAGGCAUGCAGUGUGGGUGUGGUGGUUUGUAUGCGUGUGUGUGUGUGUGUGUGGCUACGUGAGCGUGGGUGGUUUGGCACAGUGUUCAGGCGGCGAGGGUGCUGGUGGCGGUGGCUCGCUGUCCGCUAUCCGCUCACGCGCAUCCUGCACUUCACCCUCGUAAUCCAACUACACACACACACACACACAUGGAUGGAUGGAUGGAUGGAUGGACGAGUGUGUGUGCCUUUAGUAUGGCCGCCUGUUCCCUCAGCUGCGCCGCGUUCCUCUCCAAUAUGCCCCUGCACACACAACACACGUGGGAGUGGGCCAUGAGUGCAGCGCGUCUGUGAUACGUACCCAGGAAGUGCUAUGAGUGUCCGCUGCAUCCUGCUGCGGAAGUUGCUGCGAGCCGCCUCUAAUGCCACACGAACUAUCGACGGCGAACACAGCUGACACACACAGACAGACACGUACGUGACACACACAAAGAGAGAGAAUCCCACGAGAGUGUGCGUGUAGUCACGCUUACCUCGGCCAUCUCUACGAGCUUCCGAAUGGGCGCGUCGCGCGUCGUCACACCCACUAUAGCCGAGACCCUGCCAGCCAGCGCCAGCCAGCCAGCCGCCACACAGGAAGGAGGAACAUACAAGGAUGUUUUCUGUCCCAGCUCGUGUGUGUCUGUGAGUGAGCGUGGCGUGCCUUUCUCUUGCGCCUGGGUGUGCCUGGAAGUAGUCUAGCAGCGAUUGCUUGAGCGACGCCCGGCCACACUCGCCCAGCGGAGGGACCACCUGCCCUCACAGGCAACACACGCGCAUCCAUCCAUCCAUCCAUCCAUGUGGCGUCGCGUACCAGUUCGCCAUUCUGUCUGAACACGUUGCGCACGGCAUCAUCAUCAUUAUCAUCAUCCUGCUGCUGCUGCUCAACACACAGCACACAGCCAGCAACUCACAGCCCAACACAUGGAGGGGUGCGAAGGUACUCACUGCAGCCAU